AUGGAGUUCAUUUGCUUCUUGUUCCUAUCGAGCACGUUGGACGAAUUGAUUUGUAAGGAAAUCACCUGCCCAAGCCUCACAUUCAGCAAUACAUCACAUGGAGAGGAAGCAAAGCGAAAGGUUCACUCGAGACGAAAUGAUACACUGGAGACCAGACUGGGUAUGUCUCAGCGGGUAUGUCCUAACGUUGAGAAGAAGCUGCUGAAGGUUUUGGAGGGCAAGGUCGACGCCCUUGAUCUUCUUUUCGCUGGCGAGCUGGCGACAGAAUACUACAAAGAGACCGAAGAUUCUUACGAAUGUCUGAAGAUGGUUGAGCCGUAUCUCGAUGCUCUUGCUCAUAAGCAUCCUUCACUGACGUCUCCACCGGAUUCCUUUGAGAAAGUCAAGGAAAAGUUCAGGAACCAUGUUGAUCGUAUGGUGUUCGCAACAUUGAACAUGGAGCAAGAUCCCUUUCAACAAGGAUUUCAGACGGGCGAAGACAAUCUGAUAACACGCGACUCGCAACAGUGGGACUGUGGGUUAGUGGGUCCAUUAUGA
This is a messenger RNA of Letharia columbiana, 537 nucleotides long. RefSeq lists its product as uncharacterized. The transcript is spliced from 2 exons. Lineage: Eukaryota; Fungi; Ascomycota; Lecanoromycetes; Lecanorales; Parmeliaceae. The coding region runs from base 1 to 537 and encodes 178 amino acids. The record is from RefSeq and is a predicted model, not a curated record.